UCUCUCUUACACCCCACCCUACAGACACUCUCUCUCCCCUUUUUUAGCUCUCUCUCUCUCUGUCCCCAAAUUUUUUAAAUAUAUUUUAGACAAAAAUAUUGAGAAUAGCAAACAAAACAAGUCAAAAAAAUAUUGACAGAAAAAAAAGGUUAAACAAAAGAAGGAGAGGAGAUCGUGAGGGGAGAGACACAGCCGAAGGAAAGGAGAGAUAAUUUCUAGGGCUUGGAGAAAAUUAGCGUUACCUUCAUUGUGAUUUUCAUCAUCCAUUUUUCACCUGAAGUGUCUUUGAGAACGCUCAUCUCUCCACAGCCAUGGUGGCCACCUCAGCUACAUCCUCAUUCUUCCCUCUCCCAUCUUCCUCACUCGACAAACCCAACAAAGUCACCUCCUCCACCAACUUCUCCGGCCUCACCCCAACUCCAAACUCUAACAGGAUGAAGGUGAAACCAAACGCUCAGGCCCCACCCAAGAUCAACGGCAAGAGAGUCGGUCUCCCAGGGUCUGUAGAGAUCUUGAAGCCUGAUAGCGAGAUUUCACCACAACAACACGCACCGAGGACGUUCAUCAACCAGUUACCUGACUGGAGCAUGCUUCUUGCUGCUAUUACAACCGUUUUCUUGGCGGCUGAGAAACAGUGGAUGAUGCUUGACUGGAAACCUAGGCGUUCGGACAUGAUUAUGGAUACGUUUGGGUUAGGGAGAAUUGUUCAGGAUGGGCUUGUGUUCCGUCAGAAUUUCUCUAUUAGGUCUUAUGAGAUAGGUGCUGAUCGCUCUGCGUCUAUAGAAACUGUUAUGAAUCAUUUACAGGAAACGGCUCUUAAUCAUGUUAAGACUGCUGGACUGCUUGGAGAUGGGUUUGGUUCUACUCCUGAGAUGGUUAAGAAGAAUUUGAUAUGGGUUGUUACUCGUAUGCAGGUUGUUGUUGAUAAAUAUCCUACUUGGGGAGAUGUUGUAGAAGUAGAUACAUGGGUCAGCAAGUCUGGAAAGAAUGGUAUGCGUCGUGAUUGGCUUGUUCGGGAUGGCAAUACUGGUCAAAUUUUAACAAGAGCAUCAAGUGUGUGGGUGAUGAUGAAUAAACUAACAAGAAGAUUAUCAAAGAUUCCUGAAGAGGUUCGAGGGGAGAUAGAGCCUUACUUUGUUGAUUCUGACCCAGUCCUUGCCGAGGACAGCAGAAAGUUAACAAAACUCGAUGACAAGACUGCUGACUAUGUUCGUUCUGGUCUCACUCCGCGUUGGAGUGACUUAGACGUUAACCAGCACGUUAACAAUGUGAAAUACAUCGGGUGGAUACUCGAGAGUGCUCCUGUGGGGAUGAUGGAGAGUCAGAAGCUGAAAAGCAUGACUCUAGAGUAUCGCAGGGAGUGCGGGAGAGACAGUGUGCUGCAGUCCCUCACCGCGGUUUCGGGCUGCGAUAUCGGUAGCCUCGGGAGAGGUGGUGAAGUGGAAUGUCAGCAUCUCCUCCGACUCCAGGAUGGAGCUGAAGUGGUGAGAGGAAGAACAGAGUGGAGUUCCAAGACGUCAACAACAACUUGGGACAUUACACCGUGAAAAAAAACCUCGCAAAACAUGGAUGGGUGCUUUGGUUACUUUGUAAACUAUAUUACCUGCUUGCAACUACUCUACUCGAAACAGUCUGGGCCACCUUUUGUAUAUUUUUUUGGUUCUUAUUUUUCUGUGAUGGAGGUCCCUUUUAUUAUAUUUAUUUGUUUUUUCUAUCUUUUGGGUGCCAGACAACGGCAAUAACUUUCUUAUCGUAUUAUUUAAAUGUACUUUAUUUGGGGGGGGGGGGGGUUUGUAGCUGUUUCCACCUAAACAGAGACGUGGAACAUGUACUUUUGUGACCUGUGAGGAAUGUCAUGCUUUGUAUCUGUCAAAAUUAUUGGAACGGCUAUUAAAUAGACACGAACAACUUAAAC
Eruca vesicaria subsp. sativa (arugula) is the source of this 1915-nucleotide messenger RNA. Lineage: Eukaryota; Viridiplantae; Streptophyta; Magnoliopsida; Brassicales; Brassicaceae. The record is from the annotation of a GenBank genome assembly.